Cyprinodon tularosa is the source of this 2266-nucleotide messenger RNA. RefSeq names its product adhesion G-protein coupled receptor G1-like. Bases 1 to 1608 code for a protein of 535 amino acids. The record is from RefSeq and is a predicted model, not a curated record. Gene Ontology annotation, molecular function: G protein-coupled receptor activity. NCBI's taxonomy places the organism in Eukaryota, Metazoa, Chordata, Actinopteri, Cyprinodontiformes, Cyprinodontidae. The transcript is spliced from 12 exons. Gene Ontology annotation, cellular component: membrane. Gene Ontology annotation, biological process: cell surface receptor signaling pathway; adenylate cyclase-activating G protein-coupled receptor signaling pathway.
AUGGCGGCACCUGGCAGCAGUGGCCUGAUGCAGCUCCUAACAAUUUCAAGUGAGAAAAUCAACAGCACCAAAAAGGUUCAACUCUGGUAUAGAGCUGGUCAGAUCAGUAAGUUCUCUGAAAUGGGUUAUUUGCAUCACAAGAACAUAGAGGGAUGUUAUGAGGAUGAAAUUACAUCGUGCACUUCAAAGGGCCGUUUAACUGGCUUCAUUCGUAAAGAGGUGAACUCAUCAAAUCAGGUUGAAGCCGGCCCUACAUUCAAUCACAGGGUCCGAAUUCCCUCCUCGGCUCUUCGGAGAAGCAGAAGAUCAGGGUCACAGAAUGAUGUCGUGCUGGUUGCCUCUGUGAUCAGCAGCAGUUUCUUUCAGCAAAAACCUCGGAGCAGAGGAAGGGGCCUGAUUCCCCAGCAGCCUGUCAGCAUGCAGGAAACAGUUUUAGGGGAGCUUGUCCUGUUUUUGAAGGCUGGAACUCAGCCAGUCAGCAACCUUACAGAACCUGUCCAGUUAUUCUUCAAACACGACAUAGGGGAGAAAAGUGGGAGGUGUGUGUUUUGGAAGGAGUCAGAUCAUAUGGAUGAAGCAGGGAAAUGGAGUACUGAGGGGUGUGAAACCACCAAAACUGAUGAGGAGUUUAUUUGCAGUUGUAACCAUCUCAGCUUUUUUGCGGUGCUCGUGAAUCCAAACUUAAAGGUGGAUGAAAGCAGCGCCAAGACCCUCAGUUACAUCACCUACGUCGGCUCAGCGCUCUCUGCCUUCUUUGCAUUCGGCAGCCUGUUCAUCUAUGUUCAUCUGCAUCGGCGGAGGCCCGAGAAGGCCCUCGGCAUCCACAUGCAGCUGACUGGGGCAUUGCUUUGCCUCCACCUCGGCUUCCUGAGUUCAAGUUUCUGGAUUUAUCUGCUUAAAGAGGAUCAGGGCGGCUGGGUUUGUCGAGGUCUGGGUUUCUUCUUGCACUGGUCUCUGCUGGCUACGUUUACCUGGAUUGCCCUGGAAGGAUUCCACCUUUAUCUCCUCCUCAUUAGAGUCUUUAACAUCUAUGUCAGUAGAUACCUGCUAAAGCUCUCCAUAGUGGGAUGGGGCUUUCCUACACUUGUUGCAGUGAUUUGUGGGAGUUUAGGUGUUUAUGGCAGAUACACUCUGGAAAUAAGGGAUUCCAAUAACAACACAUCACCAUCACAAAUAUGCUGGAUGAGCAGCGAGUUCCAACAGAGACAUGUAGUCUCGUACAUCACUCUGGCUUUUCUUUGCCUGACUGUGCUGUAUAAUACCUGCAUGCUGCUGGUGGUGGUGCUUAAAGUUUGGAAGAUAAGAGGUGGACAAAAGGACUAUGAAUGCAGCGACUGGAAGAAGACGAACAGCAACAAAUGGUCCAGGUUAUGGAAGGAUGGUACCACAGUUCUGGGCCUUAGCUGGGUCCUUGGGUUACCAUGGGGAUUGGCCAGCCUCACUUAUGCUACUUUAUCUGGAAUCUACAUUUUCACCAUCUUUAACUCUCUGCAAGGUGUGUUUAUGUUCCUGUGGGCUGUGGCUUUGUCGUGCAAGUCUCGAUCGGAAAUGAACUCCUCAGUCCGAGAUCCUUCCACUCAGAAAAUUAUGACAACCAGCUUCAACUGAUAUUUUCUGCUAAUGCAAACACAGUAUUAUGCCUAUGUUAGGUGUUGUCUCCCUGACUAUUUUCUGUGCCUUAGAGUAUAACCAACAAUGUUUUUUUUUUGUCAUUGUUAUUUUAUAUGAUAUUUCUAUAUGUAAAAUAUAGUGCUCUAAAAAUUUCUUUGGCAUGUAUUUAUUGUUUUAUUUCUUAUAGAAUAAUAAGCUAAUACCAUUUUUUUUCUUUACUGGAUAUACAAGUGGGGCAAAAAAAGUAUUUCACUUGAAAUCCUUUAACUGUACUUCUGGGGAGUCUGUUUGAUAAAUUUUAUGUAUUUUUUACUAUUUCUUUUUUGUGUGUAAUGUAAUAAACCUUUAAAGCUGUUAGAAAUAUUUUAUUUAUACUCCGUUUGUGUUUUGUUCUAAUAGUUGGGUUGUGUUCUAAUGAACUAUUAUGAUGUAUAAUGUGUGAUUCAUCUCUUAUUAACUCUUGCUUAAGAUUGUUCCAGAUAAAUGUCAUGCAACGGAUGGGUUGUGAAAGAGGCCUGAACAUCCUCAAUCAAAUGUUUCUUCUAAACAUGUGUUCUUGGAACAAUUCAAUUGUAAAACAACCACAUGCUUUGUUUUAACAUAUGUGCUGAGGUUUAAAGUAAGAUCAUUUUGUUUCCCUUUCCCUUUAGUUAAA